AAAGAACAAAUGGUCCUCUUGGAGCCUGUCUGGACCUGAGUGCACUAACCAAUAAAUACAAGAGGGAGUGACCCAGACUGCUAUCCCACGUGCCAGGUAUAAAUACACUUCGUCUAGACUUCAGACGAGUCUUCGCACCAAUCACUUCAGGAGGGGCAGCAGACACCAUGGAUGAUCAUGGCACCUAAGAAAGUAUGCAUCAUUGGCUCUGGCAACUGGGGCUCUGCCAUUGCCAAGAUUGUGGGCACCAAUGUAGGAAAACUUGACAUAUUCGACACGACAGUGAACAUGUGGGUGUUUGAGGAGACGGUGAACGGACGUAAACUCACAGAGAUCAUCAAUACAGACCAUGAGAAUGUCAAGUACCUGCCUGGACACAAGCUUCCCCCCAACAUUGUGGCUGUUCCAGAGGUGACGGAUGCUGCGAAGGGAGCAGACAUCCUGAUCUUCGUUAUUCCACACCAGUUCAUCAACAGAAUCUGUGACACCGUCAAAGAACACAUCAAGAAGGAUGCUGUGGGCAUGUCUCUUAUCAAGGGUGUAGAUGAGGAUCCCAAGGCGUUGAUACUAAUCUCUGAUGUCAUCAGAGAGAAGCUGGGCAUCACCAUGACAGUACUGAUGGGGACCAACGAAGCCAACGAAGUCGCGGAGGAGAAAUUCUGCCAGACCACAAUCGGGUGUAAGAACAAGGACUGGGGACUGAUGCAGACCACUGACUUUAGAGUCACUGUGGUGGUGGAGGCUGAUGUCGUUGAGAUCUGUGGAGCUCUCAAGAACAUAGUGGCGGUGGGAGCAGGGUUCUGUGACGUCCUGGGCUUCGGUGAUAACACCAAGGCAGCGGUGAUCAGACUGGGACUGAUGGAGAGGAUUGCCUUCGCCCGGAUAUUCUGCACCGCCGGACCCGUCUCCCCCGUGACAUUCCUGGAGAGCUGUGGCGUCGCCGACCUCAUCACCACCUGCUAUGGUGGACGCAACCGCAAGAUCGCAGAGGCCUUCGCCAAAACAGGAAAGGUUCCCCUUGUUCAACGCUGUCAACCAGAUCUGUUUCCAUGGACACCCCGUCAAAGAGUUCAUCAGAUGUUUACAGAACCACCCUGAACACAUGUAACUGACUGAAGGAUGCUGGGAUGCUUUAGAUGAUGGAAUCAGCCGAAGGAAGGAAGGAAGGAAGGAAGGAAGGAAGGAAGGAAGGAGAUAUGAGGAGCUGUUUGGAUGAUUGCAUCUAACUCAUCUCUGUUGAAAAUGAAUCCUAAGAACAGGGAGAGGAAAACAUCUGUCAAACCUCCUUCCUGGGCUGCUGUAAUAAAACAUACCUCCUUCCUGGGCUGCUGUAAUAAAACGUACCUCCUUCCUGGGCUGCUGUAAUAAAACGUACCUCCUUCCUGGGCUGCUGUAAUAAAACGUACCUCCUUCCUGGGCUGCUGUAAUAAAACAUACCUCCUUCCUGGGCUGCUGUAAUAAAACGUACCUCCUUCCUGGGCUGCUGUAAUAAAACGUACCUCCUUCCUGGGCUGCUGUAAUAAAACGUACCUCCUUCCUGGGCUGCUGUAAUAAAACGUACCUCCUUCCUGGGCUGCUGUAAUAAAACGUACCUCCUUCCUGGGCUGCUGUAAUAAAACGUACCUCCUUCCUGGGCUGCUGUAAUAAAACAUACCUCCUUCCUGGGCUGCUGUAAUAAAACAUACCUCCUUCCUGGGCUGCUGUAAUAAAACGUACCUCCUUCCUGGGCUGCUGUAAUAAAACGUACCUCCUUCCUGGGCUGCUGUAAUAAAACAUACCUCCUUCCUGGGCUGCUGUAAUAAAACGUACCUCCUUCCUGGGCUGCUGUAAUAAAACAUACCUCCUUCCUGGGCUGCUGUAAUAAAACGUACCUCCUUCCUGGGCUGCUGUAAUAAAACGUACCUCCUUCCUGGGCUGCUGUAAUAAAACGUACCUCCUUCCUGGGCUGCUGUAAUAAAACAUACCUCCUUCCUGGGCUGCUGUAAUAAAACAUACCUCCUUCCUGGGCUGCUGUAAUAAAACAUACCUCCUUCCUGGGCUGCUGUAAUAAAACAUACCUCCUUCCUGGGCUGCUGUAAUAAAACAUACCUCCUUCCUGGGCUGCUGUAAUAAAACAUACCUCCUUCCUGGGCUGCUGUAAUAAAACGUACCUCCUUCCUGGGCUGCUGUAAUAAAACGUACCUCCUUCCUGGGCUGCUGUAAUAAAACAUACCUCCUUCCUGGGCUGCUGUAAUAAAACAUACCUCCUUCCUGGGCUGCUGUAAUAAAACAUACCUCCUUCCUGGGCUGCUGUAAUAAAACAUACCUCCUUCCUGGGCUGCUGUAAUAAAACGUACCUCCUUCCUGGGCUGCUGUAAUAAAACAUACCUCCUUCCUGGGCUGCUGUAAUAACUAAUAACCCCCUGUUCUGUUCCAACUGAUUCUUCAUGUAUUAUUGAUGACUUUGUCACUAGGCAUCAUUUCAGUAAUGUGUCAGUACUGUGUAGAAAUGGUCAGAAAGACAUUUUGUUUAGAACACCCAUAUCCCUUAGUCUUUAACAGGUGAAUGUUUUUCUGGGAGGCGAAGUGGAUGGAUGUGCUUUGGAAGUAAAACUUCAAAUAGUCUUAAAGAGUUUCCAUUGUCAACAUGAGAAUGGCAGCUCUCUUGUGGAAGUUGCAUUUUACAUAGUCUGGCAAUCCCACACAAAAACACAUGAAAGAAAUGCCUUGACACGCCUUUUUACACAGUCACUGGUUAAUAUUAGUCUUACUAACAGUUUCUGUUAACUUAUGUUUCAACAAAGGACUUGAAUAAACAACCGUUAUUGACUGCUUA
Messenger RNA from Salmo salar (Atlantic salmon), 2815 nucleotides. RefSeq names its product glycerol-3-phosphate dehydrogenase [NAD(+)], cytoplasmic. Gene Ontology annotation, biological process: carbohydrate metabolic process; glycerol-3-phosphate catabolic process. Gene Ontology annotation, cellular component: cytosol. Gene Ontology annotation, molecular function: protein homodimerization activity; glycerol-3-phosphate dehydrogenase [NAD(P)+] activity; NAD binding. Lineage: Eukaryota; Metazoa; Chordata; Actinopteri; Salmoniformes; Salmonidae. The record is from RefSeq and is a predicted model, not a curated record.